Messenger RNA from Myodes glareolus (Bank vole), 2387 nucleotides. It is a transcript of the gene Glb1l, whose product is annotated as galactosidase beta 1 like. Gene Ontology annotation, molecular function: beta-galactosidase activity. The record is from RefSeq and is a predicted model, not a curated record. Gene Ontology annotation, biological process: carbohydrate metabolic process. NCBI's taxonomy places the organism in Eukaryota, Metazoa, Chordata, Mammalia, Rodentia, Cricetidae.
AGGAUGUGGGGACCCGGAAGUGAGAAGCGGGGGGCCCGGCUAGAUCUGGGGGCGUGGAAUGGUUUCUGUAUCUCCUCGAGGGUUCCCUCUUGGCCUUCAGUGAGGGUCAAGACGCAGGGACUUGUACCAAAGGGGAGCAAAGCCGGCCUCUACUUGAGGCCCCUAGGACCUCCGUCUCCCAAUGUCGGAGGUUCCCUCCCAGGAAUCCGCCACGUGACGGGUGGGGCAGCCCUUCUAGAGCAGAAGAACACUUUAAGUGCCCUGGCUGCGAAGAUGCCGCCUGACCUGCCUUCCCUGCCGCUGCGGCUUGUGAUGCUGCUACCGCUGCUGCUACUGUCCCAGACAGAGGCUCGCUCCUUCGUAGUGGAUCGGCAACAUGACAGAUUCCUCCUGAACGGGGUCCCGUUCCGCUAUGUUUCUGGCAGCAUACAUUACUUUCGGGUACCGCCGGUACUUUGGGCCGACCGGCUUCUCAAGAUGCGUUUGAGUGGCCUCAACGCUGUACAGUUUUACGUGCCCUGGAACUACCAUGAGCCAGAGCCUGGGGUCUAUAACUUUAACGGCAGCCGGGACCUCGUUGCCUUUUUGAAUGAGGCAGCUAGAGCGAACCUGUUGGUCAUUCUGAGACCAGGACCUUACAUCUGUGCAGAGUGGGAGAUGGGAGGUCUCCCAUCUUGGUUGCUUCGAAAACCUAAUAUUCGUCUGAGAACCUCAGAUCCAGCUUUCCUUGCUGCUGUGGACUCCUGGUUCAACGUCUUGCUGCCCAAGAUAUAUCCGUUUCUCUACCACAAUGGGGGCAAUAUCAUUAGCAUUCAGGUGGAGAAUGAAUAUGGAAGCUACAAGGCCUGUGACUUCAAGUAUAUGAGACACUUGGCUGGCCUCUUUCGGGCAUUACUAGGAGACAAGAUCUUGCUCUUCACCACAGAUGGGCCUCAAGGACUCAAAUGUGGUUCCCUCCAGGGACUCUAUACCACUAUAGAUUUUGGCCCAGCUGACAACGUUACCAAAAUAUUUUCCUUGCUUCGGAAUUAUGAACCCCAUGGGCCAUUGGUGAACUCUGAGUACUAUACAGGCUGGCUGGAUUACUGGGGCCAAAACCACUCCACCCGGUCCAGCGUGGAUAUAGCCCAAGGACUAGCAAAAAUCCUCAAGUUGGGAGCCAGUGUGAACAUGUACAUGUUCCAUGGAGGUACUAACUUUGGAUACUGGAAUGGUGCUGACGAGAAGGGACGCUUCCUUCCAAUUACUACCAGCUACGACUACGAUGCACCCAUAUCUGAAGCAGGGGAUCUCACACCUAAGUUUUUUGCACUUCGAAAUGUCAUCAGCAAGUUCCAGGAAAUUCCUUUGGGACCUUUACCUCCCCCCAGCCCCAGGAUGAAGCUUGGACCUCUGACUAUGAACCUGGAUGGGAAUUUGCUGUCUUUCCUAGACUUUCUCUGUCCCCAUGGCCCCAUCCGUUCAGUUUUGCCACUGACCUUUGAGGCUGUCAAGCAGGACCAUGGCUUUAUGCUGUACCGGACCUAUCUGACUUUCACUGUUUUUGAACCAACACCAUUCUGGGUGCCAAAUAAUGGAGUUCAUGACCGUGCCUAUGUGAUGGUGGAUGGGGUAUUCAAGGGUGUUCUGGAACGGAACUUGAAACAGGAACUAUAUUUGACUGGGAAAGUGGGGGCCAAGCUGGAUAUAUUGUUAGAGAAUAUGGGGAGGCUCAGUUUUGGGUCUAACCACAGUGACUUCAAGGGCCUGCUAGAACCACCACUUCUUGGGCAGACACUCCUCACCGAGUGGAUUAUGUUCCCUCUCAAGAUUGAUAAGCUUAUAAGGUGGUGGUUCCCCCUGCAGCUGAUGAAAAGAGCACAGCCUCAAGUUGUUUCUGUUCCUGCCUUCUAUUCCACAACAUUUUCAGUGUUAGGCAAACUUGGAGACACGUUUCUGUAUCUAUCUGGAUGGACCAAGGGUCAAGUAUGGAUCAAUGGGUUUAACUUAGGCCGGUACUGGACAAAGCGUGGUCCACAACAGACCCUAUAUGUGCCAAGACAUCUGCUGCUUAAUAGAUCUAUCAACAAAGUCACAUUGCUGGAGCUAGAAAACGUGCCUCGUGAGCCCCAAAUCCAAUUUUUGGAUAAGCCUAUCCUCAAUAGCACUUUGCACUGGGGCUAUACCUAUUUUCUCUCAGAAACACAAAGUUCAUAUGAACCAAUGGAGUUAAGUGGGCACUGAAAGAAAGAUGACCCUUGAAUCUGGGACACAGGGCAAGAUCCUCUGGUGCUGGCCACAGUGGCCAUAAAGAAUCAAAGGCUACAAUCCCUCCGAAUGUAAGUACAGAUACAGUUCUCUUGCCAAACUUUAUUGUGAUUAAAAUUCCAAAGACAGUACUGGCUCCA